This is a messenger RNA of Limulus polyphemus (Atlantic horseshoe crab), 1834 nucleotides long. Its product is annotated as UDP-glucuronic acid decarboxylase 1-like. Gene Ontology annotation, biological process: D-xylose metabolic process. Bases 113 to 1354 code for a protein of 413 amino acids. NCBI's taxonomy places the organism in Eukaryota, Metazoa, Arthropoda, Merostomata, Xiphosura, Limulidae. The record is from RefSeq and is a predicted model, not a curated record. Gene Ontology annotation, cellular component: cytoplasm. Gene Ontology annotation, molecular function: NAD+ binding; UDP-glucuronate decarboxylase activity. The transcript is spliced from 10 exons.
CAGUGUUAACUAUUAUUAUUUUGAUUAGAGAAACUAAAAGAAGAAAGCUCCAGAGAUAACUAGUGACAUUUGCUUCUGUAGCAAUGUAGCUAUAACAAGUUGACAACACGCUAUGGUGAAACGUCUUUAUGGCUGGAUGUCAUUUAGAAUGAGAUUGAAAAUUUGCUAUGUUAUGUUGUGUGUUUUUUCUGUGACAUUAAUAAUAACUACAUACCAUCUUUUUGGAGCAGAAGAUACCCAAAAUGAGCCAAAGAGUCAUAUAGUUAAAAAAAAUACAGAAACUCAGUAUAUCAUGGAUAAAAAGAUCCAAGAACUGGAGAAUAGAAUCAUUCAACUAGAACGGAAUGGUCCUAAAAAGUUUCCAAAUGUUAAAAAUUUGAACUAUAAGGAUAAGAAGAGAAUUUUGGUGUCUGGUGGUGCAGGUUUUGUUGGAAGCCAUCUGGUAGACAGACUUAUGUCAGAUGGCCAUAGUGUUACGGUAGUUGAUAACUUCUUUACUGGCAACAAGAAAAAUAUUGAACAUUGGAUUGGACACAAUAACUUUGAAGUGAUAAACCAUGACAUUGUGAAUCCAUUAUUUAUUGAAGUUGACCAGAUUUAUCAUCUAGCAUCACCAGCAUCUCCUCCUCACUACAUGCUAAAUCCAGUUAAAACAAUUAAGACUAACACACUUGGAACAAUCAACAUGCUUGGUUUAGCUAAGAGGGUAGGAGCAAGACUCUUAGUUGCUUCUACUUCUGAAGUUUACGGAGAUCCUGAGAUUCAUCCCCAGUCAGAAGAUUAUUGGGGUCAUGUUAAUCCUAUUGGUCCACGAGCUUGUUAUGAUGAAGGGAAACGUGUUGCUGAAGCCCUGUGUUAUGCUUAUGCAAGAAAAGAAAAUAUUGAAGUCCGAGUUGCUCGAAUUUUCAAUACUUAUGGUCCACGAAUGCAUAUUCAUGAUGGACGUGUAGUCAGUAAUUUUAUUUUCCAAGCAUUGGAAAAUCUUCCAAUCACGAUUUAUGGCACUGGCAAACAAACACGUGCUUUUCAAUAUAUAUCCGAUCUUGUGGAAGGACUCCUUGCUUUAAUGAAUGGAAAUUAUUCUUUUCCUGUCAACUUGGGAAAUCCUGAUGAAUACUCUAUUGAAGAAUUUGCAUAUCUUAUUAAAAAUUUUGUUGGAAGUUCUAGUCCUAUAGUUUUCAAAGAAGGACUUGAAGAUGACCCUCAAAAAAGGAAACCUGACAUCACACGAGCCAAAACCUAUUUAAACUGGAGUCCUAAGAUAACGUUAGAGGAAGGUCUUCAGAAGACAGUGGAUUACUUCAGAAAAGAAGUUGAAAUGUCUAGAAAACAAGAAAAUACUAAUAUGAAGUGAUCAGAAAGAGCAGUGACUUAAAAGUUUUAUGAAUAACUUCUUUUACUUGCUUGAAUCAAGCCUAAAUUAAAGGUGAUUUAAAGUUGCAAGAUUUAUGGGUUUCUUGUGUAACUUGUCAUUAGCCAAAUAAAAACUGAAAUACAAGUGUAAAAAAAAAAAAAUUAUGAGCAUGAAUCUGCUAUAAAUGUUUGGCCGUGUCUUGUUUUGUUCAAAUAUUGGAAGUAUUUAUUCCUAUUUUAUGUGUUUAUAAAGAAAGUGUAUUAAACUUCAGGAAGUUUAUGUAAUGGAAAGUAUAUAACACUGAGACUACAACACUUUUAUUUCUUCAGACUAAAAUAACUACGUUUGGAAAACUUAACAAACUAUAAAAAGUUGUGUGUGAAAACUGGUACUGAGAGGAAAAGGGAAGUGUUCUAACUCAGACCUUUUUCUGAAAUUUUGUAGAAAAAUGAAAAUAAAAUGUAUGCAUAUUGUUUCAAA